AUGAAUCGCUCUGGCCCGUACGAGUUUGAGAUCGUACCGUUCUCCAAGAUCAAUCCUAACGACUACAUGACCAUCUCCAUCCGUGGGGUGACCCACUACUCGAAUGGAGAGCUCGACUACCAGGACCUUGCUGACUGGCAGCGGGACCAGGACAUGUACAGGAAGAUCAUUGAGAUCCCCUUCUUCAAGAAAUAUCAGCGGUGGAAGCUGUUUUCCGUGUGGAAGAGCGCCAUGCGCAACCAGCGUGUGCAGAAGUGCUCCAGGACGCUAAAUGCCCACCUCUUCGCCUUGGACCCCACGUUGUGUGAUUCGCUGCUCCGCUGCCGCAGAGAAUGCGUCAAGAUCAGCAGCUGGAAUCUCCUGGAGGCGGUGUCUGAUAGUGUGCCAAAAGCAAAUGUGGAGCUCAAAGUGAAAGGUGAACCCAAUGACGGUCUACCAAGUGGAGGAGUGAGUCUGGCUCUGCUGUGCACGACCACUUUUCCCAACUUCGCCAUCUUGACAACUGUCACCACUGUAAUCGGUUCAGGAGUUCGAAGAGCAGCAGAGGCAAAAGCGAAAGCAGAUGGCUGCGGACCUCCAGGAGGCCCCCCACGGAAGGAGUUUGUUUUCAGCAGCUCAGGCAUGAAGGUUGGUGAAUUCGAAUCCUUGAAGGUUUGGGAGAAGAUCAAAGACGAACUUCAUCAGUCUUGCAGCAACAGCCUUCAAGACUUCCUCAAAAAGAAUGGCUUUGGCCAGCGUGGCUCCGGGGAGGAGGAGCGUGAGGAAGGAGACGAGGGAGACCAGGACUGGGGGUUUUGCAGCUUUGGAGAAGUGAAAACAGUAUUCAAACGUGUUUCAGAUGUGUCCAGAAGCCGCGGGUCAGUCAGCACGGCCUUAAAGGACGGUGGAGGCAUGUCCUACACCGAGCGGGCCACAACCCGAACGCAGUGCAGAAAGCUGACGAAGUGCCCUCCCGAUCAUUGCAAGUCGCUGCAAAACGGUGUUGGACUCUCGUUUGCAUUGUACAGGCUAGCGGCUAAUGGCUCAAUCAUCUUGAGGUUCAUUCGCAUGGUGCAGUUCCUCUUCAAUGAUGCCGUGUCGCAAAUGGUGGUGCGUACCACAACAACGAAGUUUCAAGAGCUGCUGGAUGCCUUCGUGGAGGACGUGGAUGCGCAGGAGGCGUUAGCCCUCACAGAAGGGGAAGGUGAAAAGCCUUCAGAGGAGAAGAAGGAGGAGUCCAAGGGUGGAAGGAAGCCCAACUUCAAUGUCGAGUGCCUCCUGGAGAGCGGAGCGCUGGUGUUCAAGCCAUCGGGCAAGAGGGUCUGGGACGCCGUCGAGAAUGCCCUUCGGGAUGCUUUGCGGGCAGUGUCUGGCUGCCAUGCCUUCCUGCAGGCUAGUGACCAGUCCGAGAAAGAUCGGAUUCUCAUUCUUGGUGGCGGGAUCAUCGGGGUCUCCGUGGCCUACCAUUUGGCAUUGCGUGGACGCCGUGUGACGGUCGUGGAUCAUGCAGGUAUCGCCAGCUGCGCUAGUGGCAAGGCGGGCGGCUUUCUGGCCAGGGAUUGGAAUGACGGGACACCUCUACGGGACCUUACGCGGAAGAGCUUUGACAUGCAUGCUGAAGUGGCCAAGGACCUCGGAUUGAAAUCCUACAGACGGCUCCGUUGCAAGGCAGUGACCGUGGACGGCGACUUCUCCAAACCUGCCUCCCGUAAGUUGGCCUCUCUGGAGUGGGUUGACACCGCCCAAGGUGAGCGGUCCAUGGGAGAUGAGACCACGAUUGCGCAGGUGCACCCGAAAGACUUGACGGAUGCUAUGUGGAAAGCUUGCCAGAAGAAGGUUGGGUCCGAGUUCAUGCUGGGCACAAUCAACGAGGUCUUGACAGACGACUGCGAGCAGGGCAAGCGAGUCAAGGGUGCCAUGGUGAACGGAGAAGACGUGUUGGCGGACACCGUUGUUUGCUGUAUGGGUCCCUGGGCCCAAGUGCUCCGCCUGAUGCAUCCACAGUUUCAGGUUUAUGGCGUCAAGUAUCACAGCGUUUUGCUGCAGAGUGAGCGAGUCCUCUCAGAGGCCGUGUUCUUCAAUGGCAUGGGAAAUCCGGAGGUCUAUCCCCGUGGCAACGGGGAGAAUUACAUCACGGGCUUCCCCGACCCACCGACAGUGGUUGCUGAAACUCCAGGAAACGUCAUGGUGCGCGAGAAUGUCUGCCAACGGCUGAUCUCAACUGUACGGCAAGUCUCAGGAGACAUGAAAUCUGCCGAAGUCACAGGCAAGCAGUCGUGCUAUCUCCCUUUCACUGCAGACAGUCUUCCUGCCAUGGGACGGCUGCCUUCGAUUCAGGGGGGAUAUGUGUGUGUAGGACAUGGAUGUUGGGGAAUCCUUAACAGCCUAGCAAGUGGCCUGGGAAUGUCCGAGCUGAUCGUGGAUGGAAGUGCCACCUCGGUGGACAUUGAACCCUUCCGUCCCGAUCGCUUGUUGGCAGACUACGAGCCGGAGUGGGUGGAGGACUUCACGCCCUUCACUGCUCCCUUGGCGGAGCUGGGGGAUGCGCUGCCUCUCGAGGAACAGCAGCAGGAUCUCUUCAGCUUGGUCGCUCAAGACCCGAAGCACAAGGAGCUCAUGACCAACAUCACCAACCGAUACGACUGGCUCUUCGACAAGGUUGUGACCUACGCAAGCCGCUUCGAGGAGUUUGUGCAAAUCUAUGCGGAGAACUCCGAGCUGACGGACUGCAGUGUCACCUUUGCUGAUGCUUCGCUUGAUGACUUCCGAGAUGCCCUGGCAAAGUACCAGAAGCAGAAGGAGGAUAUCCGCAGCAUGGGCCGCACGAAGGACAUUGGAAUCUUCCGGCUUGAUUGCCAAGAGAUGCAGCGGAUGCUCUUGCCCUCGCCGACUGGCUGCUUCGACUUGCUGGCUCAGUACAUCCCCGAGUUGGCCAUGACGAGGAGGGCGGAGCUGAGUGCCGAGAUACAGGCAGCCAACGACAGGCUGAAGGAGUAUCCCAACAACGUGGACGAAUACGUUGAGUUUAAUGUCCACUUGGCGAAGAUCGAUGCGUCGCUGCCAUCUCUGGAGAAGAGGUUUUUGGAGGUUCAAGAAAUGGCGGAGAUUAUCCGAGAGUUCGGCAUUCGGAUCGACAGUGAGACACGCAAGGCUUUCAACGACCUCGCCUCUGCCAAGAACCAGCUCAUGGCCCAGGUGUCAAGUGGCAAGGAGCGGGCUGAGGUCGACGUGGCGCACUUCAGCAAGGCCCUGGAGGUGGAAAUUCCGGAGCUUCGCAGGAGCGUGGGCGAGCAGCAGUCCAGGUUGGAUGCGCCGGAUCUGUCGGAUACCUCCAAGAUGUCUGCUGAAAGCCGCAAGGAAGUGCUUGCCUUCUUAGACGAGCUGCAAGAACAUGUCAACCAGUCUGUUGAAGAAGCGGCGAAGUUCAACCGCUACCAAGACGUCCUCAAGCUUGAGCCAACUGCUUUCGAAGACGUGGAGGAGCUGAAGGCACGGAAAGAAAGCGGGGUAAGUGUGAAGGAGGUGGCCGUCCAGUCCGUCAAGGCAAUGCCCGACAACCAGGUUCCACAGAUAUGGGGCGAGUCGGUCACACAGUUCAAGAACACGCUUCCGGUGGUCGUAGCGCUGAGGAACAAGGCACUCAAGCCUCGGCAUUGGGAGAUGAUCACCUCCAUGAUUGGUCAAGAGCUGGAACUCGAAGACGAGGAGUUCACGCUUGGUGGUCUUCUGGCCAUGGGUGUGGACCAGCACAUGGAGGCAAUCCUGGAUGUGUCCGGCAAGGCCACGGCCGAGCAAGGCUUGGAGGAGAUGCUUGACAAGGUGAAGAAGACGUGGGAUGAUUUGGAGUUGGUCAUCAAUCCAUACAAGGACAGCAAGGACGUCUUCGUGCUCGGUUCUGUCGAAGAUAUCACUGUGGCCCUCGAAGACUCUUUGGUCACCAUUUCCACGAUCGCUGGCAGCCGCUACGUUGGUCCCAUUCGUGGUGAGGUGGAGCAGUGGCAAAAAGACCUCCUCCUGUUCCAGGAGACCCUGGAUGAGUGGCUGAAUGUGCAGCGAAACUGGAUGUACCUGGAGUCUAUCUUCAAUGCUGGAGACAUCAAGAAGCAGCUCCCAGCCGAGUCUGCCAAGUUUCAAGAGAUUGCAGACUUUCGGCUUCGUAGGCCAGUCUUGGCAUUCAUCUCUUUGACGGAGUCGUACGAGUACGCCGUGGCGCUCAAGGCUGCCACAAAGCCCGGCCGACUGGACCUCUUCAAGAAAGCGAGCGAGACCUUGGACCAGAUCCAGAAGCAGCUCGAGGACUACCUCCUGUCCAAGUGCGUUGCCUUCCCACGUUUCUUCUUCUUGUCAAAUGAUGAGCUGCUGGAGAUCUUGUCGCAGGCAAAGCGUCCGCAGGCAGUGCAGCCACACCUGCGGAAGUGCUUCGACAACCUGGUGAAGCUUAGGUUUGGGGAUGGUUCCAACUCUACGGACAUCCAUGCCAUGAUCUCCGGGGAGGGUGAAGAGAUCCCCUUCUUCAAGAUGCUCAAGGCAUCUUGGCGGGGCUGGGGCCGGGUAGAGAUCAUACGGAAUGGUGUGGAAAAAUGGCUCAGCGCAGAGGGUGGCGUCGAGGAGUACAUGGUGAAGACCUGCCGGGCGGAGGUGAAGAAAGGUUGGGAGACCUAUGCGCUCGAGUCGGAUCGCAAGGAAUGGGUUCGAAAGCAGUACUGCCAGGUGAUGAUCACCGUGGGCUCCAUCUACUGGACGCUGGAGACCGAAGAGGUGUUGAACGCCACGGAAGGCAACAAGGUCAUCCUCAUGGGCAAGUGGUUCCAGAAGAACAAAGCACAGCUGGGAGGUCUGACGGAACUGAUUCGCGACAAGCUGCACAAGCUGCAGCGUGCCGGAGUGGUUGCGCUUGUGACGCAGGACGUGCACAAUCGUGACAUCAUCCAGGACGCGCAGCCAGUUCGUGGUGUCAUGCUUGUUGGCAGCUGCCCAAACGUGCACGGAAUGCUGCGAGACCUCUUCGACAACAAGAUCACCAGCUUCCAGAACUUCAAGUGGCAGCAGCAGCUGAGGUACUACUGGGAUCCAGAGUUGGAUGGUGGCCACGGUGACUGCUGCAUCCGCCAGGUGGAUGCUUUCAUCAUGUACGGCCAUGAGUACAUGGGCACCUCGGCUGUAGAAGUGAUAAGACCGGCCCUUCACAUCAAGUUGGGUGCAGCUCCGGCAGGGCCAGCUGGAACAGGCAAGACGGAGUCCACCAAGGAUCUGGCCAAGGGGCUUGCUCGGCAGUGCGUCGUCUUCAAUUGCUCAGACCAGAUCAACUAUCAGAUGAUGGGCAAGUUGUACAGCGGGGUGGUGAGUGCGGGCGCCUGGACUUGCCUGGACGAGUUCAACCGCAUCUCCAUCGAAGUGUUGUCGGUGGUUGCUCAGCAGGUCCUUGAGAUUCGGCAGGCGCUCUUGCAGGAUCUUUCAGACUUCGUCUUCGAGUCCAGGCAGCUGAAGGUGAAGAACACAUGCGGCAUCUUCAUUACCAUGAACCCGGGAUACGCUGGACGAACUGAGCUGCCAGACAACCUGAAGGUGCUGUUCCGGCCCGUGGCGAUGAUGGUGCCAGACUACACCCUCAUUGCUGAGAUCAUGCUCUAUGCCGAAGGCUUCGGUGCGGCGAAGGUGUUGAGCGGCAAGUUCACCAAUCUGUACAAGCUCUCCUCGGAGCAGCUGUCCAAGCAAGACCACUACGACUUUGGAAUGCGAGCUGUGAAGUCUGUCCUUGUCAUGGCUGGCAGCUUGAAGCGAGCAGACCCAGACGAGGCCCAGCAUGCUGUAAAUGGAGAAAGGCCUAGCAAGGUGCCCCUGCAGGUGCUCCCGAAACAUUGCAACCUCGCCUUGCCAAGUCUGGCCCAGUGCUGUCAGGAUGAGAACAUCUUGCUUAUCCGAGCCAUGCGUGACUCUAACGCCCACGACCCAGAGCUCACCGCAGAGCCCUGUAGCUCAUACGGAAAGCUGCUGUUGUGCACUGAGGUCCCGAAGUUCCUGUCGGACGACUUGCCUCUCUUCUUCGCAAUCGUGAAUGACCUCUUCCCUGGCAUCGAGGUGCCGUACUACGACUACGGUGCCCUGCAAGUGGAGAUCGAACGGGGUCUGCAGAAACAGCACUUGCAGGUGCAUGACAAGCUAGUGACCAAGACCAUCCAGCUUUUCGAAACCUUCAUGGCAAAUCUCCCAGUCCGCUUCGGCGUGAUGCUUGUUGGGCCCACUCUGGGUGGCAAGAGCGUGGACUACAAAACGCUGGCCAUCGCGCUGUCACAGCUUCGGGAAGACCAGAACCCGGACGAACGGUAUCAGAAGACCAAGUACCUGUGCUUCAAUCCCAAGGGUAUUACCAUGGGCGAGCUUUAUGGCGAGAACAACGAGUUAACGCAGGAGUGGACUGAUGGCCUUGGAAGCAGGAUCAUGCGAGGAUACCAGACCGAGGAGAGCCCCGACUACAAGUGGACGGUCUUCGAUGGGCCGGUGGAUGCCAUCUGGAUCGAGAACAUGAACACCGUCCUGGAUGAUAACAUGACCCUUUGCUUGGCCAAUGGAGAGCGCAUCAAGUUGAACUGGACGAUGCGCAUGCUCUUUGAAGUCGAGGACUUGCGCGUCGCCUCGCCGGCCACGGUCUCGCGCUGUGGUAUGGUGUACCUCACACCAUCGGAUCUGGGUUGGGAGCCCUUUGUGCGCACGUGGCUGAGUGGCUUGCCGGACGAGCUGUAUGGAGAGAAGGCGAAGGACAUGAUCUGGAGCUACUUUGAUACACACGUUCAGCGAGGCCUCGACUUCCUCCGGAAGAACGGCUCAGAACCAGUCACCACACAGGACACCCAGCUGGUGAUCUCUCUCUGCCGCCUCUUCCAGUCCGUGAUGAAUGAGGAGGCUGCGACUGCCAACAGCUGCGCGUCCAAAGAUGCACAGGUAGCUGAGGGGGAGCAAGUCCUUGCGCCGCGCAAGCUGACCAGCAUGGAGGCAGCCGAGUUCGAGAAGUUCCUGCAGCCGACCUUCUGCUUUGCUUUCACCUGGACUAUUGGGGGGAGCUGCGAUGCCAAGACACGAGGAAUGUUCGCCAGGGAGAUCGAGAACUGGUUCCCGAACGUGUCCAUGCCAAGGGGUGGAGGUCCCUAUGAUGGUUUCAUCAACUACCACGAAGGGCCGAAGUGGAAGAGUUGGACCGACAUCGUGCCGAAGUUCAUCUUCCAAGAGGGCGUGUCGUACUUCCAGCUCCUGGUUCCGAAUCCGGACACUGUCCGCUUCUCCUAUGUCAUGGACAGAAUGAUGACAACACAGAAUUCCGUGUUCCUCACGGGCAAUUCUGGUGUGGGCAAGAGCGUCAAUGUUGCCGCCCUCUUGGAGAAGAUGAAAGAGAUUGCCUCUGUCAUGCCCGUGUACAUGACCUUCAGCGCCCAGACCAAGGCAUACGAAACUCAGAUCAACAUCGAAAGCAAGCUGGAAAGAAAGCGAAAGACCUUGCUGGGUGCUCCGGUGAACAAGACGGUGGUGAUCCUCAUCGAUGACGUGAACAUGCCGCUGGUAGAAGAGUAUGGCGCGCAGCCACCCAUCGAGCUGCUAAGGCAGUUCCAAGACCAGAGGGGCUUCUUCGACAGGAAGAAGCAUGAAUGGAAGGACAUCGAGAACACCACCUUGCUCCUGUGCGCUGCCCCACCAGGCGGCGGUCGCAACUCGAUGACCGCCAGAUUCACGCGGCAUUCCCAGGUGCUCUGCAUGCCGCCUACCAGUGAAGAGGCCAUGUCCACUAUCUUUGGCUCCAUCAUCUCCGGCUUCCUGCAGCGCUUCAAGAGCGAGGUGCAGGGCCUGGCCAAUGCUUCGGUCCAAAGCACCAUCGAGAUGUACAACAAGUGCGGGGAUGAGCUUCUGCCAACCCCGACACGACCUCACUACACCUUCAACCUUCGUGACGUGUCGAAGGUUUUCCAGGGGCUACUCAUGGUGAAGCCGAUGCAUGUUACCAAUGCGGAAGCCUACACCAGGCUCUGGUACCACGAGCUCUCACGGGUCUUCUGUGACCGGCUUAUUAACAAGGCGGACAAGGAGUGGUUCUACAAGGCGGCGGCCGAGCAGCUGAAGUCAAGGUUCAGAGUCCUGGACACAGAUCCCGAGAUCUGGAAUUCCUUGAUGUGGUGCAACUUCCUCCGUCCGGUGGAGUCCCGAGUCUAUGAGGAAGCCAAGGACAAGACGAAGGCGCGCGUGACGCGUGAGCCUCGUGUGAGCCUUGAGAGUUCUCAGUCCGCAGAGUUGGUGACCUUUUGGCGUUGGCAGGUGCAGAAAGUCCUCGAAGAUGCUAAUGAUGAGUACAACCUCUCACACACGGCACAGAUGAACCUAGUUUUCUUCCAGGACUGUGUGGAGCACAUCAACCGCAUUGCCAGGGUGUUGGCGCAGCCUCGAGGCUGUGUUCAACGUUUCCUGCGGUUCCUGCAUGUGACACGGUUGGUAUGCGGCCAGCAGGAAAUCUUCUCCUUGUUGGUGUUGGCGGAAGUGGACGUUCCAGCUGUGCCAAGAUUUGUGCCAUGGACGAACGAGUUCAACAUCGCGCUCACAAAGGGCUACGGCAUCGACGCCUUCCGGGAAGAUGAGAAGAAGUUCCUGAUCUCGGCGGGAGCUGGAGCUGCGAAGGCGACGAUGUUCCUUCUGAGCGACACGCAGAUCAUCAACGAAACCUUCUUGGAGGACAUCAACAACAUCCUGAAUGCCGGAGAGGCGUUCCGGGUGCCAAACCUCUUCCCCAACGACGAGGUGGACAGAGUUAUCGGCGAUACCCGGCCGCGGGCGAAGGAGAUGGGCCGAAGCGAGGCCAAAGAUGCCGUGUGGCAGUUCUUUGUGGAGAGCGUGCGGGACAACUUGCACAUCGUCCUGACCAUGUCACCUGUUGGAUCUGCUCUGAGGGUGAGAAUGCGAAUGUUCCCGGCGUUGGUGAAUUGCUGCACCAUCGACUGGUUCCUUCCUUGGCCAGACGAGGCCUUGCUGGGGGUCUCGGCCAGACAGCUUUCGGGCAUGCAGGGCAUCAGUGAUGACUUGAAGGACUCCGUCUCACAGGCCUGUUGCUUUGUGCACCAAGAAGUCAUCCGAACCUCCGCCGUUUUCGAAGAGCGCCUCAGGCGCAAGGUGUACGUCACGCCCAAGUCGUACUUGGACCUGAUCAGCUUGUACUUGGAAAUGAUCCAAGAAAAGAAGGAGGAGAAGGACGUGUCCCUCAAGCGGUUGCAGACAGGCGUAGACAAGAUUGACGAGGCGAAUGAGUUUGUGAACAGUUUGCAAGAAGAGCUCACGAAGCUGGCACCAGUGAUUUCACAGAAGAUCAAGGAGGCUGAUGAGCUCGUGCCGGUUGUCACCGAGGAGCAGAAGAAGGCUGAAGUGAUAAAGGAGAAGGUCUCCAGUGAGGAGGUGGUUGUGAGGAAGCAGGCCGAUGAGGUGAAGGCCAUUGCGGACGAUGCGCAAAGGGAUUUGGACAUUGCCAUGCCGGCCCUUGAAAGUGCGCUCAAAUCCCUGGAUGCCUUGGACAAGAAAGACAUCCAGGAAAUCAAGUCCUUCGCCAAGCCUCCGCCGCUGGUGAUGCUGACAAUGGAGGCGGUUAACGUCCUUCUGCAAGAGAAGCCCGAUUGGGACACAGCCAAGAAGGUCUUGAACCGACCGACAUUCCUCCAGGACUUGAAGGCCUAUGACAAGGACAACAUCCCAGACAAAGUCUUGAAGCAGCUGACGAAGUACGUGACAAAGCCGGAGUACACUGUGGAAGCUGUUGGCAACCAAAGCAAGGCUGCCAAGAGUCUGUGCAUGUGGACUUACGCCAUGGAUACCUACUCCAAGGUGGCCAAGGAGGUGGAGCCGAAGAAGCAAAAGGUGGCUGAGUUGAACGAGCAGUUGGCCAAAGCCAACGCAGAGCUCAAGGCCAAACAAGACAACCUUCACGAGGUGGAGUCGCAGGUGGCUGCUUUGCAGAAGAAGUUGAACGACACCGUGUCUGAGAAGGACAGGCUGGUGGCAGAGGCGCAACUCACCAAGGAUCGAUUGGCACGGGCCGAUAUCUUGACGGUGGGCUUGAAGGACGAGGGUAUCCGAUGGCGUGAGACGGUGGCAAGCAUCCGCCAAGACAUCGUCAACCUCACCGGUGACGUCUUCCUGUCCUCUGCGUCCAUCUCUUACUACGGGCCUUUCACCGGUACAUACCGCAACGAUAUUGUCGAUGCCUGGCUGACGGAGCUGAAGCGGCUUCAGAUCCCCAGUGGCGAUACUUUCGACCUGCGCGAGGUCAUGGGGAACCCGGUGGAGAUCCGCGAGUGGAAUCUUCAGGGCUUGCCAACGGACGCCGUCUCCAUCAACAACGGUGUCAUGGUCGUUCGCGGCAAGCGCUGGCCUCUCAUGAUCGACCCACAGUCACAGGGCAACAAGUGGAUCAAGAAGAAGGAGGGCAAGGAGUUGAAGACCAUCAAGAUGACCAACCCCAAGAUGCUGCUGAUCCUUGAAGGUUGCAUCCGGACUGGUGCUCCGAUGCUUAUGGAGGACAUCGAAGAAACUCUGGAUCCGGCCUUGGAGCCCGUUCUGCUGAAGGCUGUGUACGAGGACAACAACCGCCUGCAGAUCAAGCUCGGUGACAGUGAGGUAGACUAUGACAAGAACUUCCUCUUCUACAUGACCACCAAGAUGCCGAAUCCCCACUACUUCCCGGAGGUGUGCAUCAAGGUGACCGUGAUCAACUUCACGGUGACCUUCGAUGGCCUGGAGGAGCAGCUCCUCAACGAGGUUGUUUCCAAGGAGAUCCCUGAAACGCUCCAGAGAAGGGUGGAGCUGAUGUUGCAGCUCGCCGAUGACAAGAAGGUGCUCAAGCAGCUCGAGGACAAGAUCCUCAAGUUGCUCUCCGAGUCCAGUGGCAACAUCCUGGAUGAUCAGGUGCUGAUCAGCACCUUGGGUGAGUCCAAAGAGACGUCUACAGCGGUCAACGAGCGAGUCAAGGCGGCCGAGGAAGCUGCCGUGGAGAUUGAUGCUGCGUGCAAGCAGUACACAGAGGUUGCGACACGGGGAAGCAUUCUGUACUUUGUCAUUGCCGAUCUUGCCAACAUCAACCCAAUGUAUCAGUUCAGCCUCUUCUACUUUGUGCGCCUCUUCAAGUCCUGCAUGGACAAGGCCUAG
Molecule: messenger RNA, 11145 nt
Organism: Symbiodinium natans
Lineage: Eukaryota; Dinophyceae; Suessiales; Symbiodiniaceae
Source: the annotation of a GenBank genome assembly